AUUUACACAUGUCUCGUUUAAUCAGCAAAUUAGUAUAAAUAAAUAGUAUUUAGUUUUCUGAUUCUUCUACUUCAGAAAAAGAUCUACCUUAAGGCUUUGCUGAGUAGAUUUUGUAACAUGAUAUAAAUUUUGUAUUGAGCAAUUUUACUAAUCUAGAUGCUUUGAAUCACUUAGUGUAAUUAUAUAUGGUAAACAUAUUUUGAAUGCUUAAUAGAAAGGAGUUGAGUAUUAUGAAUCAUUACAAGAUAGAAAAUAAGAAUAUUUUAAAUAUAAAUUACAUUGGUUGAUGAGUCAUCCCAAUUUAUUAUAAGAAAAAUAAAAAAAAGUAGAAAUGCAUUAUCCAUCUAUUCAAGAGAAAUUACUGUAAAAAAUAGAACCAGAUGAGAAAAACUAAGUUCAAUAACUAAUUACAAAUAUUCAAUAGGAUAAAUAAAAUCAUUUGAAGUUAUAAAAAGUAUAUUGUGAUAAUUCUAAUUCAGCUCAUAUAUAAUGAAAUAAAUGAUUAAUAAUAAAGAAUCAACAGUAGAUUAAGAUAGAGAUCUACUUCAAAAAAUGAAAGAGAUAUUAAAUAACAACCAUAAAUCUAUCAUAAUCAAAUUUAUAAUAAUUAAUUACAAAGUCUCUAAUAAUAAUAUAUCAAAGAAGCCAGACCUGAAGAAGAACAAUCCUAUGUUUAUUCGAAGCAUAUAUCACCACAUAAAUGAAG
Paramecium sonneborni is the source of this 706-nucleotide messenger RNA. Lineage: Eukaryota; Ciliophora; Oligohymenophorea; Peniculida; Parameciidae. The record is from the annotation of a GenBank genome assembly.